This is a messenger RNA of Blepharisma stoltei, 7184 nucleotides long. NCBI's taxonomy places the organism in Eukaryota, Ciliophora, Heterotrichea, Heterotrichida, Blepharismidae. The record is from the annotation of a GenBank genome assembly.
AUGGCAUUGAAAGAAUUCUUGUUCCUUUUGAUAAUUCCAGCUACUUUUGCAAUUGGAUAUGACGAUCUUGGCUCGAUUGUCCCAUCUGGACAUCUUCCUAUUUCUUUAUCAAUAAAUAACGCUGACGAAAUUGCUGACUAUUCUUUUUCAUUUACAGCAGAUCACACAGUGCCAAGCGGAGGUACGAUAGUAGUUACCUUCCCUUCACAGUAUACCUCAGGGUUUACCACAUCUCCUACCUGCAAUCUUGGGUCUUGCUCUGUAUCUAGCCAAUCUGUUACAACAACCUUAUCAAAAAUUUUAGAAUCUAACACCUUUAGUAUUUUAACUAUUUCUGGUAUAGUUUUUUACCUAAUUUUACUAUAAAAAUGCAUAUUUUGCCUUAUUUAGUGGUUUAUUUGUAACAGAAUAUUACAAAUCCGUCAUCGCCUGGAGGUGUCGGAAACUUCCAAAUCCAGACCUUUUACGGCGCCAAUAUGAUUGACUCAAAUUCUGCUUUUGGGGUAAUCGGAAUAGAAAACCUUAUAGGCAGUAUGAUCUCCUCUGGGGUUAGUGUCGCUUCUGGAGAAGACGCUAAAGCAGGUGUAUCCACCAAAUAUGAGUUUAAAUUCAAGCUAAAUCGUCCUUUAGGUGCUUGGAACUGAAUUCGCUUUACUUUUCCUAAUAAUGGGUAUACUUUUGACGCUUACCCUACAUGCUCCUCAUACUCUAUUAAUGGAAAUAUUGUAGAAGGCAGCCUAUGGUGCGUCAACAAUGGUAACCAGGUCCAAUUGACUGGGAUUGCUGCCGAUCUACAAGCUGAUUUUGACUAUGGGGUCAGGGUGGUUGUUACAAAUCCUAGCUAUACAAUUGCGUCAACUGGGACUUUUACUAUAGAAACUGGGCACAAUUUGACGAAUUCUAUAUAUGAUAGAAGCUCAGGGAUCAGUGGGAUCCCUAUAAAGCCAGGGCUUAUCACACAGAUAAGUUUGCAGCCACAGGAGGCCUGAAAUUUGACGACUAGUAAAACUAUUGUAUAUAGGCUGAAAUUUAUGCCUUCGAAUCCUAUAGAAGUGGGUGGACAAAUUUUGAUUAUUGGAUCGAGUAGCUUUAAUAUGAAUGGGCUGGGGAUAUAUCAGCUUGAAUAUGGAUUAUCGGAUUUAUCAACAUCCCAGGCUUUGUCUUUUAGCUAUUCUUCUAGCUCUUAUACCUUAUCUAUAACAAAUUUUGCGGAAUAUUCAAAACCAGCACUUAUAUCACUCCUUUUACAGUUUACUAAUCCUUCAGUAUCUGGGUUAACAAGCCCUUUAAUUAUAAGAACUCUUAAAGCGGACGGAAACACUGUUAUUGACGAAAAUAUAUCAGACGCUACAGUAGAAAUUUCUACCCUAAGCUCACCAUUAUCAGUAUCAGUCAGCUACCCAGGAUCUUCUACAAAUCAAGCUACUGGGGCGUUUACUGAUAUAAGGAUAAGCAUUUCUCCACAGCUAGAAAUCCCUGCUAGUGGCUGAAUCCAGGUGACACUUCCGAGUGGCUUUUCUAUAAAUUCAUUAGUUGCACCUAUUUGUAAAGUAAAGCCGACUUAUAUGACAGCGGCUACUGCACAGUCUUGUUUUGUGGUAGGAAGCAAAAUUGCAGUUCAGCUAUUUGCGGACUCUGCUGGGGUUUAUGGAAAAUUCCAAGCUGGGGUGUCAAGCUAUUUUGAAAUUUCCAAUAUUUACGCCCCAAAGAGCUCAGGGUGGUUUAUUUUUGAUUUUGGGACUUAUGAUAAUAAUUUCGGGUUUUUGGAGUCUGGGUCGGCUACUGUAAAUAUGGUAGCUUAUGUACAAUCUACGAUUGCUGUAACUGCAGUUCAUAGGUAAAUUAAUGUAAUUUUUUAAAAUUAAUUGAAAUUUUUUUUUCUAAUUUUAUAAGAAAAAUUGAUUAAUUUUUUGGUGAUACUCAGCUCAUACAGGACUUGAUACUCCUACAGUCAUUAUUUUUUCUUGGACCGCCCAAGAAGAUGUGGCCAGCGGGGUUGCUUCUAGUAGUCCUUAUAAUGCCCAAGGCUUUGUAGAAAUUAAAUUCCCUAGUAUGUCAGGGGGGAACAAUCUUUUUAGAACUGAUUUAGGCCUAGGAGUUUCUGUUGGGGCUUCAGUUCCAUGUUUAGGGGUCUCUGGUAUUCUUCCUGCAUCUGGAUCUUCUCUAAGCUGUAUAAUUACAACAUUGCCAAGCUCAGCCUCAUCAAGCACCCCUGCAAUCAUUACAAUUUCAAAUUUUCUUGCAAUUUCUAAUUUCCUCCUCAUGAACUUUUUCCUCAUGGAGCUAUUUUUUUUAUAUUUAUUUAAAAAUUGUUUUUAAAUUUAAAUAAAUUAGCUUUAUAAUUGUCUCUAUUUAUAUAUAAAAUACUUUAAAAAAAUUGUUGGUAAAGGUUAAUUACCCAAAGCAUUAAAUUUUUUUAUAUCUUUCGCUUUUACAAAAAGAAGUAAGACAUCAAGCAUUAUUAUCCAUUUCCCAGGCAUAAAAUACGUCCAGACCACCAAUUCUCCUACAUACACUAUCACAACCUACCAAGUCACCAACCGAAUUCGAGCAGAUUUAGACACAGGGACUUAUACAGGAAGCGCCGGGACUUCUCCUCCUUCCUCCACUACUUCAGGUGUAACUAUGACUUUGUCCAGUUUUACAGUCCAGUCUACCUCAACUUUGGCGUCUGGCAGUGCUUUUACAACCUCUUCCGCGACUGGAUCUACCCUUCCUUAUUUACUAUUCCAAAUAACACCUACCCAUGAUUUAGGAUAUUGUCAAUACGCCACAGUUUCCUGUACCAUUGAUGGGGCUGCAAAGACCUGUUUAUGCUACCCAGGGAUUGACAUGAUUAUGGUGACUUUAACUGCAAGCUUGGCGGCUGGGACACAUACUUAUUCAAUUGCUGGGCUUUACAACCCUGAAUCAGUCCCUACAACUCAAGAUGAUCUUGUACUAUAUACCUGUGGAAAUCAGGCUAUGGUUGAAAGUUUUACUUUUACAGGGAAAAUACCUACUUUGACCCCUGGAGGGUUCAUGAAUCCAAAUGUGGAGCCUACAAGUUAUGGCCAAGGCUACGUAUUUGUGCAAUAUAUAUUUUUUUUCUCUAAAUAAAGUUUAUAAAAGUGCUAUAAAAUAUUUUUGUCAUUAAUAUAAAAUAAUAUACAUUUACAUUCUCCCCUGUUCACGCCAUCCCAGCUGGCGGCUCUGCACAAGUAAUUUUCCCUUCUUCUUAUUCUUUAUCUAGCAGUUCUCCCUCCCCCUAUUGCAGCACCGUCUUUUUAUCAAUCCUUGACCAAUCCGGCUCGACCUGUACAGUCACUUCUAAUACCAUUACAAUCUCAAUCCCUCAAACUCUUUACUCCCAAAACAUAAUCUACAUCAAAGUCCGGGGUGUAAAAAACCCUUCUGCCUCUUCCUCAGGGACUUUUACAUUUAAAACCAAAAAUUCAUCAGGCAGAACUAUUGAUAUGGACUCCACAAUCCCUGGAAUUACCUUUACGACUGCUUACAGUACAAAAUCUAUUACAGACCUAGGCUUGUAUUUAUACCCAUCCUCUGCUAAUGCUACAGCAAUCUACGCAUUUGAAUUUCAAGCUUCUGAAUAUUUAGGAGCUGGAGGGACUAUCCAAAUAGUGUUCCCUUUAACUCAGUUUGGGAUAUUGAAAACUCCUCCUAUCUGUAGGAUCACAAACUCUAUAUCAAGAUAUUCUUCCUGCUCAGCCACCGCCAGUACUGUUACUAUAGUUACUGGGACUGACCCUAUAUCAGGAAAAGUCUUAAUUUCUAUAUUAAAUAUCAGAAAUUUCGACCAAGGCCAAAGCUCAGAAUUUAUGGUCACAACUUCUUAUGAUGGGGUUACUCUUCAACAGACGCCUUCUUCUACAUAUUUUGCUACUACAACGGCUCAGUCUCCAUCACUUACUGUAACUUCUAUUGUUUUUUUCCCUAAAAAUGAAGGAGAACUGGCGACUUAUCAGUUUUAUUUUACCCCUAAAUAUGAUAUUGAGGAAGAUGAGAGUAUUGUGAUAACUUUUCCUUUUCAGUUUGACCAUGAUUUGGGGGAGAAUUUUUAUUGCUGGGCGACAGGGAUGACUGGGUAUUUGGAGUGCUAUUUGAUUAGGUCGUAUAACUUGAUUGUGUCAAAACAUGACGCGUUUAAGGCGUGCUCAAGCUGCCAAAUAGUGCUAUUCUUAAUUAUCUUUAUAUUUUUUAAAUUUUUUUGAAAAAAACUUAAUUUUUAUUAUAAAAAUAAAAAAUUGCAAUUAAUAUAGGUAGGAAUUAAGGAAAAAAGGAUAUAUACUUAUGGAAUAAAAAAUCCAAAUUACAGCGGCUCAGCCACAGAUUCAAUAAAAAUAGGAAUUUUAAGUGGAAGCUCUUAUAAAGAAUACAAUGAAUAUGCCGGCACAAUAACCACAGUUGCAGCUCCAAAGUACAACAACUUAAUGAAUACCACCACAGAUAACCUCUACGCUCGAUAUACAGGCACUUUUUUCUUCAAUUUCACCACAACUAGCAGCAUCCCAGUUUCCAGCAACGGCGGCGAAAUUUGGGUAAAAUUCCCUUCUGAUUACGUUUUAAUGGACUCAAAUUUCCAUUGUCGCUCUACCAAUAGCUGGGCUGAUGGACUUCCCAAUUGCACUUUACAAUAUGACACAAUUCGGGUAAAAGGCCAAACAGCCCAAUAUAAAGGGAAUUUAGGGCUUUAUAUUGACAAUGUUCCGCAUCCUUUACAAGAAGGCUUUGCAGGGUUUAUUGAUGUAGAGAUUUAUGAUGGGUUUAAUUAUAUAAUUCUUGAUAGGAGCUACCCGAAUUUGAAUCCAAAUCGGUUUAAUUAUUCGUACCCUGGGCCACUGCUACAUGUAAACGGUGAUGAAAAUUUUGUGGUAAGGAGAGGGUGUAUGUCAGAAUUUAUUACAAUUACACUGGAUUAUCCAUGCGGGCUGAAUCUUACCCUUGUUCCAGCUUCGAAUAAGUUUAUUUCGUAUCAAAUAAAAUUUACUGUUAAUUUUUUACUAAAAAAAUCUAUUUUAUAGAAAAUAUAGGAUUUAUUAAAAUUUUUUUCUGUUUAUUCUUGGUAAAUAGUAUAAUUUCUACCCUCCCAAUAUUUAUAUUAAUACAGGCGACACCUCAGCUAGCUUUAGGGUCUCGAUUCCUUCUGAUACUGAAGAUACCGAAUACGCUAUUUCUUGGACCACCACAGGAGACUACACCCCUCCUUUUUACAGUCAAAUUUUAGUAUCCACUUUUAACGUCUCCAAAGACAUUUCAGUCGCCAUCACCCCUGAAGAAAUCAUGCCAAUCCCGCUUGGCGGCAGCUCUUUUCCUAUAAAAAUUGUCCUUCAAAGUGCCCCUGACUCUGACAUCACAAUUCAGCUUACAAUUGACAGCUCCAUUACAGGGAUAACAUUAUCAGCUAACAGCCUGACCUAUAAAGCUGAGGUCUAUGACCAAAAUUUUACCAUUUCAGUAUCCAGUACUGUGACUGUCAAAAACUGCACAGUCCAUUAUUCAGUAAGUGGGACUAAUGCAGACUCUUAUUCUUUUACUGCAAAUUCUCAGACUUUUGAAAUCUUUAAUGAUACUGAAACUUUGGAAAUUUUGAGUGUUUCACCUAUAAAUAAUACAAGGGCAACUGCGACUAUAAGGAUUUCGACGACCAAGGUAUGUACUUGCUAUUAUCAAUAUUCAUUAAAAGGCACCACAAAUCCAAGCCUUUCUGAUGUCGUCGAUAAGAUAACCCCAUUAUCAACUACUAGGACUAUUUAUGGCAGUGUCAGAAUAUUUAGUUCUUUAUCAGAAGAAAUCGUAAUUACUGGGUUAACUGCACAAACUUACUAUACAAUUUAUGUGUGGGGUAUCGAUUUGUUAGGAAAUUCGACUGAAACCUCCACAAAUGCGGAUUUUACGACAUAUGACCGGUAUAAAGCAGCAGAAAUUUCGCUGCAGUUUGGCCAGUCUUAUGUAAAUUCUGUUGAAAUUUCUACAAUUGCGGCUGAAAUUUCGCUGUUGUUAAGUAUUCAUCCUUGGAGGGUGCUAAAUGUCCCAGUUCCGGAAGUAGAAAACCUGAGCAGUACUAGUGUUACUUUUUAUAUAAUGGACAAGCCAGAUUCUGAUGCUUAUCCAGAGCCUAUUGAUAUGGUUCCAAUUCUAUCUGCAGCUAAAGGUAAGCUGAGCUCUAGCCUUAAUAACUUUAAUGCUGCCCAAACUAUUACAGGGACUGAAUUAGUGAUUAAGGAAUGCGCAUUUUCGACUUAUCCUUAUGUUUUAAACUCAAGUGACUAUAAAAGUAUAAUCUUUUUAUAAUGAAUAUAAGUGUUCCUAUAGUAUGGUUUGAUCAAAAUUAUUUAUUUUCGAUAUUUUUCUUUGUACAUAGGCAAAAGUAAUGAUUUUUAUCAGGAAAUGUCCCUAUUCAAAAACCAGGAGCAUUAUCGUACUGCCUUAUGGCAAUAUAAUUAUUAACUGCAAAUGGCAUAUCAUUUUCAGCUGCACUAGAAAAUGAUGGGUAUAUUUAUUCUAUAUUAGAACUCACUAAUACCUCUAAAAAGGUCCCUUAUUCUUUUCAAGUUUUUAAUGGGAAUAAUUAUGCGAAUAAGCCUGCUAUGAGUAUUAAAGCACAAGCUACUGCAGGAGUGGCUGUGAAUUCUACAUAUUCAAGCCUAUCCCAAUACACGCAGUACACUCUAAAUGUGAUUUGUACGAAUACUUAUCCUAUUUUCCCUGACGUUGCGUAUGAUUCAGGAGUAGCCACCAUUAUACAUAUAACGCCUAAUUCUCCCCGAUAAAUUGGAAUAAAAAUCCUAUUCCAGUUUAAGGGGAUUUAUUUAUUUUAAAAAAAAUCAUAUUAACUAAAAUAAUUUAUAAACUUUCUAAAAUUAAAAAAAUAAAUUGAACGAAUAUAUUCGAAUUUUAAUUAUUUUAUGUAAAUUUUAAUUCAAAAUUAAUUGAUUUAGUGUGAAAAUGUGAAGUAAUAUUCUAAUUGUAUUUUUCCCUAUUAAUUAAUCAAAACUAAUUUUAUUAAAAGUUCGUAUUUUUCAAUUAUAAAUUUUCCUAUUAAAAAUAAUUUUUUUAAGUAAAGGUGGAAAUUUAUUAAUAUUUUGUUCAAUUCAAAGAGGAGUAAGAAGCCAAACCCAACUCCUUUGAAUAUAAAUAGCGCAGCUAUCUUGCCUUUACUUGCUUUCUUAUUGUUUAUUUUUUAA